AUGCUUCUCCUAUAUCUCAUAAUCUUAUUCAUAACCUUCUUAGUCGUCCGGCAAUGGAGAAUGCGACAAAACCUGCCCAAAGGUAAUUUUUCCCAACUAUCAAUGAAAAAUUAUAUUUUUAGGACCUACACCAUUACCAUUGAUCGGAAAUAUCCCUCAAAUCAUGUACGCUUCGAUGAAGAAUGGUGGUUUGGUGAAGGGUAUCCAAACCUUCCAGAAGGUUGGUCGCAUUUGGAAUGGCUGAUGCCCCCGUUUUGUACGGCGGGGGGCCAGUCUAUAAUACAUAUUCACCCCCCGCGUUUGAUUUUUUUCCCCCACAUGAAGUCCUCCGAUUUUUCCACCCGCAGACCGGAACUUGGCUUGGUGGGGUGCUUAUUAGAACGCGGGGGGCAAAAACAGUUUUGGGGGCGAUUCUGGAAUCGGGCGCGUUUCAAAACGCUACUCAAUUCAAACCAUUCCAAUCGCGACCAAACUAUACAGUUCUUAUUCAGAAAUACGGAAAGGUGUUCACAUUAUGGCUAGGUCCAUUACCUUCAGUUCAUAUCGCUGAUUAUGAAGUGGCCCAGGAAGUUAUGGUGAAAAAAGGAGCGAAAUAUGCAGAUCGAUAUGAUGUCGAGCUUUUCAAUAUCAUUCGAGGUACUUUUUUGAAUAUUCUAUUUUUCGUGUCUACUUCAAGCUUCAAGCCUUACCUUUGCAUCUAAGGUAAGGCCUGGAGCUUCACAGGCGUACCAUAAGGUGUCAACAAAGGUACCUCUCAAAAUGGACCGUGAAGACCCCAUAAUGUGUCAAUUGUGAGACCUCCAGCAUACCUUUUAGCUAUAUCUGAGCCAUCUCGGAGGUACUUGAGAGUCUCCCUUGAGGCUCAUUCUGCUCAAAGUCCUCUGAGGUAUCCUCGAGGUACCAUCGGGAGACUUCAGACCUUAUGAUACCUCAGAGGGUAUCCCGAUUCCCUUUCUCGAUUUGCCGAGGUCUGAAAGCCGCGAUGGAGGAGGAAAAUAACUGGGACCUUCGUGAUGCGAAUAGCACGUGUUGCGGUAAUUCUAGUGGCUACUUUAGUGCCGUCAGAAAUCUUGAGUAGUUACCAAAAUCUGACCAGGGAAGGGUUUCUGGACGCUUCUGAAUGAGACCAGCUUUUCUAGACGUGGUUUUCACGCUGAUUUCAAAUCUGGUCUCAAAAGUUGCCCUGUGAAAAAAGUUAGGGACUCUCAAACGUCGGAAAUUUGAGCUUUUUUGAAGGGUAUGUAGAUCUUGUCCCUCUGGUCACAGAAAAUCAAUGUUUUUUCAAUCAAAAAGUGGUGAAUGAUCUGAUAAAAGUCCAAAUCUGUUCCUUCCAAUGUUUCAAUUUUAAAUAAGUGAGAAAUGUCACUAUGAAUAUAAAUUUCCCCACAACUACAUUCUUUAUUGUUUUUCAGAAGUGUUGUGGACUUCGCAAGCUAUAUUAGGUUACUUGUAUCAGUCUCUGCAUAGAAACUUUUCUAAAAAGCAGUUUUGAAAAACUCCAGACUACCGCGGAGUCAUCGUCUCUAAUGGCCAAUACUGGCUGGAGCAUCGUCGCUUUGCCCUUCAUACUCUGAGGAAUUUCGGUCUCGGCAAGAAUAUCAUGGAGCAGAAAAUCAUGGAUGAGUUCCACAAGAGGUACAGUAGAUUACUGUCUCUACAAGCUGUUGUCAAAUCGUUCAGAUUCGACGAUUUGGAAGAGAAUCGACCCAAAACUGGUGGUAAGAUCGAUGCUCACGUGCUACUGGACCUCCUUGUCGGUAGUAUCAUUAAUCAAUUGCUCUUUUCGGAGAGAUUCGGCAAGGUUGGCACGCGACGCGGCACUCAUGCGUCGCGGUUUUCAGGACAAGGAGGAAGAAUUUUCCGAGAUCAAAAGGAUGUUAAACUCUACUGAAAACAUCGGAGUAAUCGAAAUGGGGAUUCCGUUGUGGCUUUUGAAGUCUCGGCUCUUCAAAGCCAGGUAUUUUUUGAAAAGUAUCUAAUGACGUCAUUUUGAACAUUUUAUGACGUCAUCAAGCUCCUUUCAUUCAAUAUUUUCGAAAAUAUUCGAGAGACAUUAUAAUGUUAAAAUAUAACCUCUCGUGUAUUUUCAAACAAAUUGGAAUAAAAGAAACUAGAUGACGUCAUAAGUGGUUCAAAAUGACGUCAUUAGAUAUUUCUCAUAUUGUAUAGGCCUUCUUUCUUUGAAUAGCUUCACAAUGGGGUUUAUUUUUUUAUCCCACUUUUUUCAUUUUCUUCUUCAGAAAUGGAUGCGAAAAAAAAGCAUAAUAAACCUGCAAAUCUGAAAAAACCCAACUUAAGGUUCGAGAAAAUCCUAGCGCCGAUGACUCGAAUUUUCGAUUUCGUUGGGAAACAUAUCGAUAAUAAGUCAGUUCAUUCAUUAAUCAGCCUCAUUUUGUUUUUAAAAUAGGAUCCAAGAAGUCGACAAGGGGAAUAUUGAGCUAACAGAGGAGGGCAACGAUUUCGUGGAGGCCUAUCUCUGGAAAAUGAGGAAGGACCAGAAAGAUGGAGUCGAGGGCUCUUUUGAGUAGGUUUUGGUUUGAAAUUCGCAAAUGAUCACAUUUUUUCAGCCUGUUCGGUUUGAAAGUGGAUCUAUUGGACUUGUGGCUGGCUGGCCAGGAGACCACCUCGACCACUUUGAUGUGGGCGGUUAUUUUGUUGCUCAACAAUCCUGAGGUGAGAACUUGAGAAGCUGUGGUCGCGUUUGGAAUGGAAUGAAGCGUCGCGGUCGUGUUGGGAUUAGAAUAAAGUCAAGGGCCGUCUUGUCCUUAACAGGCUUUUUCCUAAAAAAUGCUGUUAAGAACAAGACGGAGACAUAACUUCCAUGCCACCGCGCGAAAGUCGUUCUAAGUCGGACGCGUCUUCGACCAAACCAUUCCAGCCUCCCCGAAGCUUUGGAACAAUAUCAAAGUUCCAGCUUUUCAGGCCCAAGAACAAGUCCGAGAAGAGCUAUUGAAAAUCACAGAAAAUGGUAAUCGCGACAUUUCCUUGAAUGAUAAGCCGGUUACACCGAUUCUCAACGCUACGAUUUUGGUAUUUUCCAAAUUUCUUCAUUUUUCAUUCUGAAAAAAUUCAGGAGGUCCAACGACUAGCCUCGAUUGUUCCCAUCAAUCUUUGGAGGAUCAAUAAGGAGGUUUCGAUUUUUCAUUAAUUUAUUUUUGAUGACUUUUUUUUGUUAUUCUCUUCCUUAUGUUCGCUAGAAAGACUGUAGGAAUUAUAAAAAAAGCGUUAAAAAAAAUUAAAAUUUUAAUCUUAUAUUCAAACUUCAAACCAAACUAGGAUUUGGAAAUAAAGCGUAAAAAUUGUCAUCUGUGACCGCAUUUGGAAUGGGUCGACCCGCGGUUGCGGUACUGCUCGCUGAAGUGUGCUAAAAGGCGCAAGUCGUUUUCGGUCCGACGCACUUUCUCAAACUUGAUUUUAACUCUUAAGUCGAUACCCAUGCCAUCAUAUACUAUUUCAAAAAAAUUUUUUUAAUAACCUAAAUAUUUUUUUUAAAAAUUUUUUUCACAGGACACAGUCAUAGACGGUCAACCGGUCUGCGCCGGAGUCAUGAUAAACGCAGAAAUUUCUCUUAUAAUGGCCGAUGAGAACAAUUUCAAGGAGCCCGAGAAGGUACUCAAAAAAAAACCGCGAGAAAAUUCGAUUUUUUCAGUUCAACCCAUCCCGGUACCUGAAAAAUGAAGCAUCGGACAAGCAUGUGGUGCCGUUUGGGCUUGGGAAAAGGGCGUGUUUGGGCGAGGCGAUGGCCCGAGCUGAAUUGUACUUGGUGAGGGUUUAUUGACUUUUUUCGAGUUUCAGUUCAUUCACCACGACUUGAACUGUCUGCGCCCUCUUUUCCCUCGUUUGUGAGGAAAAAAGACGCAAUCGUAGCUCAGAAAUAGAGGGUGCAGAAAUAUACUUUUCGAAAUUCUCGAGAAUUUUAAAAAAUACUUUUUAUAGAUUCUCGGAAACAUGCUUCUUCGAUAUCGCCUGAGAACCGAAGGAACUCCUCCGCCGGUCGUCUCAAAAAAUCCCCAUGGAAUCAUUAAUCAUCCCCCUGAAUGUGAAGUCAUUUUUGAGAAAAAUCGUUUAGGUAUCUUAAAAAAAUUCCUCAUUUGAUUGUCUGAAAUAAUUAUGAUGUACAAAAAUAAAUAAACUGUUAUGAUCGUAAUCGACAGAAAAAAAUGAAGAAAAAUGUUGAAAAAAAGGGGUCCAAAUAAAUUCAAUGAGAAACUUGAUAUUAUACUAAAAAAGUUUGAAAAAUGUUAGUAAUAAAAAAACUUCAAAGUUUGAUCUCUACGUCUUUCUCAGGUUUCUUGAUCUUUUCGCCUGUCUGUUGUCUACUGAGUGUUCGUUAAUUAAACAAGACAGCUCCGCCGUCAAAUAAACCAUUUUUUGUGGUUUGUACUUCAACUAGCCUUUAGUUUGAUAAAGAAAAGAAGUAGAGGGUUUUUUUCUGAUAAGAUUAUUCCUUAUGGAACUUCAAAUUUGCAUCAUUUUCAAAGAAAUGAAAGGGAAAAAGAAUGUGAAAUUCAUAAAAAUAAAUAAGUUUUUUUGAAUAUUUUGAACGUUUCUAAACCAAGUGCAGUGCAAACUUUGAUCCACGAUCUUUAUUUCACGGACAUUUCGCGGUCCGACGGAGAACUUGAUCAGAUUCCGGCGCAAGAUUUGAAAUGA
Molecule: messenger RNA, 4653 nt
Organism: Caenorhabditis auriculariae
Lineage: Eukaryota; Metazoa; Nematoda; Chromadorea; Rhabditida; Rhabditidae
Source: the annotation of a GenBank genome assembly